AUGAAUCUUUGGAUCUUAUAUCAUCUCCUUUUUACCAUAUCAACGGUCGUGACAUCAUGGACACCUUACGCUAUUAAAGAAAUCCACGAGGUACCCUCAGCAUGGACUCGCCGAGGAGCCGCAAACUCAACUCUGAAUAUAACACUGUACAUUGGUUUGCAACCAGCGACUCCCAACAAAUUGCAUAAGCAUCUCCUUGAAAUUUCCGAUCCUUCCCAUCACAGAUAUGCUCAGUUUUUAAGCAGGCAGGAUGUAAGGAAGGCUCUGGAACCGCCUCGACAGGCUGUGCAUCACGUACAGGCUUGGUUGAGCCGUGCGGGCGUCGCCGAUGGCUCUCACUCAAUCUGUGAGAGCAGGGAUUGCAUGAUGGUGACUUUGACUGUUGCAGCUGCAGAGAGAUUGCUUCAGACAAAAUACCAUGAGUACAUUAAUGGGGAGGAAACGGCAAUAAGAGCAACACAGUGGUCACUACCAGAAGAAUUGCAUGAGGUGAUUGACGUUAUCCAGCCCACCACGUCAUUCUUUCGCAUUCCAGCCCGGGCUAGGAAGAUGGCACGUCAGAAUAGAACAGGAGGGGAAAGCAGUAGCACUUCACUCAACGAUCUCGCCGUAGAGGUCGAAGAAGGGACUGGCAACGUAAUAGACCUACAAAGUAUUCCGGCCAAUUUGACGCCCCACCAAGCAUGCAACACGAGUGCGGUGACGCCCCUGUGUCUGCGAACCCUGUAUGGGACACUAUACUAUAAGGUUCAGGAAUUGAGCCAGAAUCGAAUGGCUCUGGUCAAUUACCUGGGGGAGUUCAAUAACCAAUCCGAUAUUGCACAAUUCCUCCAGGCCUAUCGACCCGAUGCCGUUGCGGGAGCCAAAACUUUCCAUGACAUUAGUAUUGCGGGUGGCAUCAAUCAGCAAAGCCCAGCUACACCGCAGCAAAUAGCGAAGGGUAUAGGCCGGGAGGGCAAUCUCGACGCGGAAAUCAUGCUGGGCAUUGCGCAUCCUAUUCCCCUUACCACGUACACGGUCGCCGGGGAGCCACCAUUUACUCCCGACUCCUAUACCCUCACCAACACCAACGAACCCUACCUCACAUGGCUAGACUGGAUUCUCGCACAGCCGGACUCCGAGCUCCCCAGCGUGGUCUCGACUUCCUAUGGUGACAGCGAACAAACCGUGCCCUUUUCAUACGCCCAGCGUGUCUGCCGGGGCUUCGCGCAGCUCGGCGCUCGGGGCGUAUCCGUCAUCAUGGGUUCUGGAGACCAUGGAGUGGGACAACCAGAGCACUGCAUGUCCAACGAUGGCCAGAACCGUCCCCAGUUCCAGGUCAACUUUCCCGAGUCCUGUCCGUGGGUCACCUCGGUCGGGGCGACCAAGGGGAUCGAGCCGGAAGUCGUGGCCGUGAAUGACGACAACGGGUUCGUCUCUGGCGGAGGGUUCAGCAACUACUUCCCUCGUCCAUCUUAUCAGCGACAGAACCCGCAGGCGGUUGCUCGAUACCUGUCUGAGAUCGGCGACUUGCACUCGGGCCUGUUCAACCCUGAGGGGCGAGCGUAUCCAGAUGUCGCGGUACAGGGGUAUCGGUAUGCCACCGUCUGGAAUGGGGAAACGCGACUAGUGGAUGGGACAUCAGCAUCGACGCCCACGUUCGCCGCGAUCGUGGCUUUGGUAAACGAUGCGCUGAUCGCGAGCGGUCAGCCACGCAUGGGGUUUUUAAAUCCGUGGCUAUAUGCCGAGGGACAUGAGAGCUUUCGUGACGUUACGGUCGGGUCUAAUAAGGGAUGCAACACCACGGGCUUUCCGGCGGGCGAGGGAUGGGAUGCAGCAAGUGGAUGGGGCACACCAUGGUUUCCUGACUUGGUGAAGAUGGCGCUGCAGCGGAGAUUCCGUAGUAAUCGACCCUGGUAUGUCCCGUGA
Molecule: messenger RNA, 1908 nt
Organism: Aspergillus tanneri
Lineage: Eukaryota; Fungi; Ascomycota; Eurotiomycetes; Eurotiales; Aspergillaceae
Product: S53 family peptidase
Exons: 2
Coding region: 1-1908 (635 amino acids)
Biological process (GO): proteolysis
Molecular function (GO): tripeptidyl-peptidase activity; serine-type endopeptidase activity
Source: RefSeq, a predicted model, not a curated record